Molecule: messenger RNA, 2186 nt
Organism: Moneuplotes crassus
Lineage: Eukaryota; Ciliophora; Spirotrichea; Euplotida; Euplotidae
Source: the annotation of a GenBank genome assembly
UUCAAAUAUAAUAAAACUAAGGAUCAACAAUUAAAUUUUUUAAAUAUGGAAGUUGAUACUACAAAGCAGUUAGAACCCCAACACAAGAAGUACUCUAGCUCAAAAAUGACUGUCAGAGAGAAAAAAGUUAUCAAAAAUAUGGUCACAAAGAGGUCAAGCAAGAAAAGUACAAGGAAUAAAGAGAACUGAAUUCCCCUUGAGGAAGAUACUGAGAAGUUCCUUGAGUACAAUGAUAAGAAAUCUAACAGCAAAACAAUAUAUUUAUCCAAGGGUUAUUCAACAAACGAUCCCAAUAAUGACUAUAGUAGCAGCUUUGUUGUCAAAAAGAGUUCAAAUUCUUCCCUCUGAGACAAAGAGAGUUACAAACAUUCUCUAGAACGAGCUGAUUCUUAUCACAAAUAAAUCAGAUACCAAAAUACUAUCAAAUUCAAAACCUCAGAAAACCCCAAUUACUGCUUACAAGUCUAGCUCGACUCAUCGCAAGAGAAAGCCUCAAUCUAAGGUGGUUAAAAGAGGAAGUGUAAAAUCGUCUUCAAACUUGCCUCCCAAGACAGCGAGCAGACAUACAAAGUAUAAUAAUUAUUUCUCUCAUCAGUCGAACAACCAGCUGAAUCGGGUAGCUACAAAGAAUAUGAAUACUAUGAUCAAGGACAAUAUCUGUCAAGGUUCUCAUUUUAAGAAGAAUUCAAAGCCUUGUGAGAACAAUACUUCACGACACCUAAGCUCCAUCUCCUUCAGCAGCUCAGCUGCUCACAGAGACUCUUCAAAAAUCUCCAGCAGCUCUCGCUCUCACAAACCCUCAAAAAAGCCCAAAAAAUCCCUCUACCCCAAAUCCUUGCUCACCUACACCUCCUCCAACUACACCUCCUCCAACAUCAUCAAAAUGCUUCGCGCAAAGCAACAAUCCAGCACCCACCCUCCCAAAACUCCCUUCCCUCACAUCCCAUUAUCCACAUCCUCAAUCCUCCCUUCCCAGCCGCACCAAGUCCUAUACCCCUCCAGCACAGGUGACCAAAACCCAGUUCAGAUUUCCCAGAUUCCUUCCUACGCUGACCUGAUAGAGCUAUGAUGUGCUAGUUUGGAAGGAUUUGAGAGUAAAUUUCAGACUAUGAGUGGAGAGAUAAGGCAACUGUGAAGGAUUAAUUAUAAAGCAGUUGAGUUGUAUAAGCAGAUCAUGGAUGAGUUACUUGGAAGAAGGGAGAAGGGGAAGGAAGGGAUGGAUCCGGUGGUUUAUAAGAUUUUUGAGAUGGUGAAGGGGUAUUUGGAAAAUGAGGAUAGUGAUAUAAGCAAGUUUGAACGCUCUAUGCAGGAUAAUCUUCAAUUCAUUGAAAAAUGAGACGAAACUCUACAACUCUUCAACACUCUUAAAGAGACUGUGAAACAAUCUGAACAGCCCCAUACAGACAUCUCCUUCCACUCACCUAAGACCUCUCUCAAUUUCCAAAACUCCUACAGUCGCAUUCCCAAAAAUCAAGCAUGUAACAGACACUUCAACUCUUGAAAGCAAGACUUGCUUUUGAAGAACCCAAGCAUGGCGAAUUGUACUGAAGACAAGGACGGAAAGAGCCGGAAUACCAAUACAGGGGCCCUGAGUAGCAAGACUUUUGCUCAAGAAGGCAAGUAUGAAGGAUCUACACAGAUGAAAGACCAGAAUUCUGUGAAGCAGUUCAAUCAAAAGGUCUUCCAGAGUGCUGAGAAUUAUCAGAAAAAGCUCGAUUCCAUAGAUGAUAUUUUCCAAGCUCCAGUUUUUGAUAGCGGGAAGAAGGAUUUUGAGGGUCAGAGAAAGGAAUCGUUAGACAAGUCUAAAAUUCUAGAACCAUCCUGUGAUACUAAAGAAGAAGGUAUCUCAAAUGUAUCGUCUAUCCAUCCAACCUCUGAAGAAUACUCUAAAAUCAAUAAACUCCUCGAAGACCUCUCUGUAAUGAUCCUCUCAAGCCAAAAAUCCCAAUCCCUCGACCAACAAACCUUCGAAAACGCUAUGAUCAAAAUCGAAAAAGCAUGCACCCCUGAAACCCAAAGCUCCUCCCUUAUCCCCAGAAUCUACUGAACCCUAAACCUCCUCCUCAACCACAAAUAACCUGCCUCACCACUCACAGGGCCGAAACUCCCCUCCCUUCCCUCAAUCCCCCAAACCCCAAGAAUCCUCCACCCUCUAAUCCCCAAAUUCCUUCCAUAAAAAUCCCUUA